AUGUUUUUCAGUCGAUUUCCAUCGGCAUCAACAUCGAGGAUCCAUCGAACGUACAGCUCAGCUACCAACAUGACCUCGCAAGCAGGAAACAAAGUGGAUAAUCAGAGCGAACGCACUCGAGAUUUAUUGAAUUGCUUCAACAGGAUAAAGCAUCACGUGGGGGAGGUAGCAUCGGGUCGCGAAGUCAGAUUAGUGGCUGUAUCCAAAUUGAAACCAUCUUCCGAUAUCCUCACGCUCUAUCAGACCACUGGCCAUCUCCACUAUGGCGAAAAUUACGUGUCUGAAUUACAAGAGAAAGUCAAAACGCUUCCUCAGGGAAUCAAAUGGCAUUUCAUUGGGGCCUUGCAAUCAAACAAAUGCAAAAUUCUUGGCGCGAUUCCCAACCUAUUUGCUGUUGAAACUGUUGACUCACUUCACAAGGCACAAUUGCUCGAAAAGGCCAGAUCUGGUCUAGCAUCCUCAACUCAAGUCAACCCUUUGGAGAUCUACCUACAAGUCAACACAUCGGAAGAGGAAACGAAGGCUGGUUUUAUCACUACAUCCAGUGAACCCAUUCUUAACUCCGACCUAUAUUCGACUGCCAAGUUUAUCAAAGAAGAUUGCCGAUGGUUAAGACUAGCGGGACUGAUGACGAUAGGAUCGAUAGAUCAAUCAAAAUCCGAUCAGGGGACCAACAAAGACUUCGCGCGAUUAGUUCAAUUGAGGGAUCAACUUUCUGAAAGUUUCGGCGGCCUGGAACUCGGAUUAAGUAUGGGCAUGAGUGCCGAUUUUGCUCUCGCCAUCAAAAUGGGCAGCAACAACGUGAGAGUGGGCUCAAGCAUUUUUGGCGAGCGACCUCCAUUCAAGAAACCCCAAACCUGA
Molecule: messenger RNA, 861 nt
Organism: Puccinia triticina
Lineage: Eukaryota; Fungi; Basidiomycota; Pucciniomycetes; Pucciniales; Pucciniaceae
Exons: 4
Coding region: 1-861 (286 amino acids)
Cellular component (GO): intracellular anatomical structure
Molecular function (GO): pyridoxal phosphate binding
Source: RefSeq, a predicted model, not a curated record